AUGUCUUUCCAGAACUUCGAUACCUUCCCCAACCAGGACGCUGCCGCCGCUGGUGGUGCGCCCCCUCAGGCUGACACCACCAUGACCGGUCAGCCUGACAACAACGGUGCUCCUUUCCAGGGUGCCGCUGGUGAUGCCGCGUCUGCCUCUGGCCCUCAGCAGGGCGCUGAUGGCAAGACCACCCUUUGGAUGGGUGAGCUUGAGCCCUGGAUUGAUGAGAACUUCAUCCGCAACCUCUGGUUCCAGAUGGGUGAGCAGGUCAACGUCAAGAUGAUCCGCGACAAGUUCUCUGGGAGCAACGCUGGAUACUGCUUUGUCGACUUCGCCUCCCCCGCUGCUGCUGCCAAGGCUCUCUCGCUGAACGGUACCCCCAUGCCCAACACCAACCGCGUUUUCAAGCUGAACUGGGCCACUGGUGGCGGUCUUGCUGAUCGCAGCCGUGAUGACCGUGGCCCCGAGUUCUCCAUCUUCGUUGGUGACCUCGGCCCCGAGGUCAACGAGUACGUUCUGGUCUCUCUGUUCCAGAGCCGGUUCCCCUCUUGCAAGUCUGCCAAGAUCAUGACCGAUCCCAUCUCCGGCAUGUCUCGUGGCUACGGUUUCGUUCGCUUCUCUGAUGAGAACGACCAGCAGCGUGCUCUUACUGAGAUGCAGGGCGUUUACUGUGGCAACCGCCCCAUGCGUAUCUCCACCGCGACCCCUAAGAACAAGGGUCCCGGUGUUGGUGCUGCCAACAUGGGUGGCAUGCCCGGCCCCGCUGGCAUGUACCCUCCUAUGGGUGGUCCCCCUAUGGGUUUCUACGGUGCUCCCCAGCCCAUGAACCAGUUCACUGAUCCUAACAACACCACCGUCUUCGUUGGUGGUCUGUCUGGCUAUGUCACCGAGGAUGAGCUUCGCUCUUUCUUCCAGGGCUUCGGAGAAAUCACCUACGUCAAGAUCCCUCCUGGCAAGGGCUGCGGUUUCGUUCAGUUCGUCCAGCGCCACGCCGCCGAGAUGGCCAUCAACCAGAUGCAGGGCUACCCCAUUGGUAACUCUCGUGUCCGCCUCAGCUGGGGCCGUUCCCAGAACAACUCCGGCCCUGCUGGCAGCCCCUAUCGCCCGGCUCCCCCUCCUCCUCCCAUGUACCCCUCCAUGGGCAUGCCCCCCACUCACCAGUACGGCGGGUUUGCCCCAAUGAAGGUUAGCAGUCACCCCGGCAGCCCGGCCCCCGAACUCUCCUAA
This is a messenger RNA of Penicillium diatomitis, 1218 nucleotides long. RefSeq names its product RNA-binding protein. The record is from RefSeq and is a predicted model, not a curated record. Gene Ontology annotation, molecular function: mRNA binding. Gene Ontology annotation, cellular component: cytosol. Bases 1 to 1218 code for a protein of 405 amino acids. NCBI's taxonomy places the organism in Eukaryota, Fungi, Ascomycota, Eurotiomycetes, Eurotiales, Aspergillaceae. Gene Ontology annotation, biological process: mRNA splice site recognition. The transcript has 4 exons.